GUGAACCCGGAAGUGAACGAGUCGACCCACACAGCAGAGGCUGUUUCCGCGGAGACCGAUCUGAGGGAGUAAACAUGAACAGAGGCGAGCUGAGAGGCAUCGUGUCGGAGCGGCUGGGCGCGGUGACCGGGGCGGUGCUGGCCGCGGUGGAUCGGGCCGUGGCCGGAUACGAGCGGGAGGCGUCGGGCUUCCGGCGGGAGAUCGACCGGCAGCAGAGGCAGCUGGAGCUGCUGCAGCUGGAGCUGCUGCAGCCGCAGGUCCGGCUGCGCAGAGCAGCCAACGAGCCGAUCCCAGAUCUGCAGAGCCAGGAGGAGGAAGGCGGUGAGGAAGAGGAGCAGCAGCCCAGCGGUGACAGUCGACAUGAUGAAGGGGCGGAGCCAACGACGACCUUCAGGCCAAACCAAGAAGACCUGAAGGACAGGCAUCAUGGGAAACCACCAAGGAAGCGACUCAACUUGUCUAAACUCUACGAUCUGAGAGAGACGAUCGCGGAGCUGCUGCAGCGGGCGACCAGAGACGUGCUGGCGGCGGUGGAGUGGACCGGAACCGGGAGCGAGGAGGCGGCGGCGCCGGGCGUCAGGCGGGAGAACCGCGGCCAGCAGCCAGACGCGGCGACACAGGAAGUGGAGGUCGUCGUGGAGGAAGAGGAGCAGCAGCUCACAGGUCGGACUCACCGGGAGACUGGUUCCCACAGAACCAGAACCUCCAGCCAAUCAGACGAACUGCUGGGUUCAGGCGCUGGCGGAGUGGAGCGUCUGCCGCUGAGCGAUGAAGACGGUGCUGGUGAUGAAGAGCCAGUAGACGCCUCCAGGCUGAAGCAAGAAGACGUGACGGACCCGGACUACGAGAUCCCAUCAAGGUCGGCUCAGGUCAGAGGUCAUCCUGGAGGCCGGCGGCCUGGCAGACCUCGGCUCAGCAGACCAGCUGACCAUCUGACGCUCCGGGUCCGGAUCCUGGAGGAUUCCCGGACCAGAGUCCUGUCCAAGGCUGUGUUUCAGCGCAGCGCGGUUCUGGACCUGCAGUGCCCCCGCGGGCUGUCGGAGCCGGGCUUCCUGGACCUGCUGCGCUCACGCUGCCCCCUGCUGGCGGGAGGGCGGCCCUUCGACGUCUUCAUCGCCGCCAAGAACCGGCGGCUGCAGCCGCUGGCGGCGCAGAGCCUGACGCCGGAGCAGAUCUGCUGCGGCCACCGCUCAGGCGGGAACCCGACGCUCUACAUCCGGCUGAAGGAAAGCGAGGAGCCAUGUUCAGCCGCGGCGAUGAAGACGGAUCAAAUCGACCUUCAUUCCCGCCAUGUGGACAGCAGCGAGGAAGCCGACCCAGGCCUUGAUGCUGCAGAUGACACCUGGAGCCCUGACCCCAAACCGCUGACCGCCAAGAGGUCGAGGAAACGGAAGGAGAAAAGGGCGCCGCAGCUGACCUUGGAGACCAAGAGGUCCUGUAAGGUGUGUGGCGCCUGGUACCGGCAGCUGGGCAGUUUGAUCAGCCACGUCUGGAACCACGCAGGCGACCCGCAGGGCGUCUGCGGCGCCUGCGGAGAGAAGUUUGAGUCUCCAGACCAGCUGAAGGAGCAUCUACGAAACCACCAGCAGGUCCACAGCUGCCAGCACUGCGGGAAGACGUUCGUCUCGGUCCAGAGCCUGAACCUCCACGAGGCCAAGCACACCGGAGAGAGUCGCUUCAAAUGCGGCGUCUGCAGCAAAACCUUCACCAACACGGCCUCCCUGAACUACCACCAGUGGCUGCAUGUGGAGGACAAGCCUCACAAGUGUGACGUCUGCCUCAAGACCUUCGGCUUGGAGUCGCACCUCCUGUCCCACAAAAAGCUGCACACGUCAAGGAGAAGCACGUCUGCGACGUCUGCAACAGGUCGUUCCGCCUUCGCCGCGCCAUGACCCAGCACCGCCUGACCCACUCCGACGACAAGCAGUACGCCUGCGACG
Messenger RNA from Poeciliopsis prolifica (blackstripe livebearer), 1940 nucleotides. RefSeq names its product zinc finger protein 34-like. The record is from RefSeq and is a predicted model, not a curated record. Bases 75 to 1892 code for a protein of 605 amino acids. Gene Ontology annotation, biological process: regulation of transcription by RNA polymerase II. The transcript has 9 exons. Lineage: Eukaryota; Metazoa; Chordata; Actinopteri; Cyprinodontiformes; Poeciliidae. Gene Ontology annotation, molecular function: DNA-binding transcription factor activity; RNA polymerase II cis-regulatory region sequence-specific DNA binding.